GCUACAGUCGGUGAGGUGCUCGGUCCGCCGGUGCCGUGUGAGGAUGUGAACAUUAACGGAGGCUGGAGGAAAUUAACCGAUAAAUGCGUGACGACGGGACGCCGCGGAGAAGCUGAGUCGCGGACAAGCAAGGUCAUGAGGUGUCAAAAGUCGAUGCUUUGUAGGGAAAAUCAGAGAAAAUAGAGGAGACGCUGUUAGUUUGAGGAGAAGAUUAAGCUUUGUGCGUGUAGAAUAACGCGCUGGAGAUUUUUUUUUGGAGAAGACUGAGACAACUCCUGCUUUUGUUACCACACUGAAUGGACUUUUGAGAUAGUGUCUAAAAGAAUGACGGCCAGACAGAGGUCCGAGGAUGUUCCCACUCUCCACGGAACCUGCACAUAACCCGCAAAACCACCACUGACUGACCUUUUUACGCACGGGGAAAGAUCCGUGCUCACACAUUUGGUUUUCGUGUUUAUGUGGAUGAACUUUGCAAUUCAUUUUUAAUGAUUCGAGAUCUGAGCAAGAUGUACCCCCCGGCACGGCAUCCGGUCCCCCACCAGCCGGGGCAGCCGUUAAAGUUCACUGUCACCGAGUCUUGCGACCGGAUCAAGGAGGAGUUCCACUUCCUGCAAGCCCAGUACCACAGUCUGAAAUUGGAGUGUGAGAAACUGGCCAGUGAGAAAACUGAGAUGCAAAGACACUAUGUCAUGUACUAUGAGAUGUCGUACGGACUGAACAUCGAGAUGCACAAGCAGGCGGAGAUCGUCAAACGGCUGAACGCAAUCUGCGCCCAAGUCAUCCCCUUCCUCUCUCAAGAGCAUCAGCAGCAGGUGGUGCAGGCAGUGGAGCGGGCCAAGCAGGUCACCAUGGCUGAACUCAACGCCAUCAUAGGACAGCAGCAGCUCCAGGCUCAGCACCUCUCCCACGGCCACGCCAUCCCCGUCCCGCUCACGCCACACCCAGCGGGCCUCCAGCCCCCGCUGCCUCCCGGGGCCGGUACUGCCAGCCUGCUGGCUCUGUCGUCUGCUCUGAGCCACCAGCUGCCGCUCAAAGACGAGAGGAAACACCACGACAACAACAGCGAACACCCGAGAGACAGGGACUCGGUCAAGAGCUCGUCUGUGUCUCCCUCUGCCAGUUUCCGGACCCGAGAGAAGCACAGGAGUUCAAGCGAUUACUCCUCCGACAGCAAGAAACAGAAGACAGAUGAUAAGGAGCUGGCCUCUACACGCUAUGAAAGUGAUGGAGAGAAGAGUGACGACAACUUGGUCGUGGAUGUCUCCAAUGAGGAUCCCGCGUCUCCUAGAGGAAGUCCUGCCCACUCGCCUCGGGAGAACGGAUUGGACAAGAGCCGCCUAUUGAAGAAGGAUGCUCCGCUGAGUCCGUCCUCCAUCGCCUCCUCCAGCAGCACACCUUCAUCCAAAUCCAAAGAGAUUAAUUUGAAUGAGAAGUCCACAACGCCUGUGUCCAAGUCCAGCACCCCCACAUCCCGCUCUGACGCCCCGACACCCAGCAGCACCACCACCCCGAGCCUGAGGUCUGCACCUGGGAAACCACCAGGAGUAGAGACGCUGGCUCCUGGUCUCCGCACACCGUUGGCAGUGCCCUGUUCGUACCCCAGUCCAUUUGGGAUGGUCCCCCACCCGGGUAUGAACGGAGAGCUGAGCGGAGCCGGAGCAGCCUACACCGGCCUGCAUAACAUUUCUCCACAGAUGAGCGCGGUGGCUGCUGCUGCGGUGGCAGCAUACGGACGCACACAAGUGGUUGGAUUUGAUCCUCACCAUCACAUACGUGUCCCUGGCCUUCCUCCCAACCUGUCUGGCAUUCCGGGUGGAAAACCAGCCUACUCCUUUCAUGUGAGUGCUGAUGGACAAAUGCAGCCUGUGCCUUUCCCCCCGGACGCGCUGAUCGGCCCCGGCAUCCCGCGCCAUGCACGACAGAUCAAUACUCUCAGCCACGGGGAGGUGGUGUGUGCUGUCACCAUCAGUAACCCGACGCGUCAUGUCUACACCGGCGGCAAGGGCUGCGUCAAGGUGUGGGACAUCAGUCACCCGGGAAACAAGACCCCGGUGUCCCAGCUGGACUGCCUUAACAGAGAUAACUACAUCCGCUCCUGUCGGCUACUUCCGGACGGGCGUACUCUCAUCGUUGGGGGCGAGGCGAGUACUUUGUCAAUCUGGGAUUUGGCUACACCGACUCCACGAAUCAAGGCUGAACUAACUUCAUCAGCACCUGCGUGUUACGCUCUGGCCAUCAGCCCCGACUCCAAGGUCUGCUUCUCCUGCUGCUCUGAUGGAAACAUAGCUGUGUGGGAUCUUCACAACCAGACUCUGGUUAGGCAGUUCCAGGGUCACACAGACGGAGCCAGCUGUAUAGACAUCUCUAAUGAUGGGACCAAGCUGUGGACUGGAGGCCUGGACAACACCGUGCGGUCCUGGGACCUGAGAGAGGGCCGACAGCUUCAGCAGCACGACUUCACCUCCCAGAUCUUUUCACUUGGAUACUGUCCGACGGGCGAGUGGCUAGCAGUGGGGAUGGAGAACAAUAAUGUGGAGGUCCUUCAUGUCACCAAACCUGACAAGUACCAGCUCCACCUGCAUGAAAGCUGCGUGCUCUCACUCAGAUUUGCUCACUGUGGGAAGUGGUUUGUGAGCACAGGAAAAGACAAUCUGCUCAACGCAUGGAGAACCCCGUAUGGAGCCAGCAUAUUCCAGUCAAAGGAGUCGUCCUCAGUGCUGAGCUGUGACAUCUCCAUAGAUGAUAAGUACAUAGUGACGGGCUCAGGAGAUAAGAAAGCGACUGUCUACGAGGUCAACUACUAGGAGGGCGAGACCAUCCUUCCAUCUAGGCACUUUGCCGUGUCUCCAUGUACAAUUUUUAAUGUGUAUAAAAUGGAUUUGAAUGGAACUAAUCGAACAGACUGAGUCUUUCCUGGACAGAGACCUUUUGACCUUUUAGAUGGCCGUGGAUCAAAACAAACAAGCAGAACCAAGCACAGAGAUUUUUUUUUGAGUGUCUUUUUGUUGUUGUGAGGAUGAAUGUCUGAAUGCACUGAAUCUGGAGAGGCUGCUGUUGUUAUAGCGUUGGAUUGAAAACAUUCCUUUACACUUUUAGGCUUCAUUGUUUACCAACACAUUUGCAUGAAAAGAAUAUACUUGCCUUUGUACUUUGUACCUGAAGGCCCAAAAAGACGCAGGGCCAGAUCAUUCCCAGCUGACACCAGAUUAUCUGCUCUGACAACAGAUUUAGCACAACAUGAACAUGCUUAACUAAAAAUAGUAACACUUGAGAGGGUUGCUGUUGGGUUAAAGGAGCAGUGUAUAAAAUUUAGGGGGAUUUUGUGGCAUCUAGUGGUGAGGAUUGCAGAUUGCAACCAGUUGAAACUUCUCCUGGUUAGAAUUCCUACAGUGUUAAUUGUUCAGGAGGUUUUUACCGGAAGCCGAAUUAUCCGCAGAGGUCUCUUCCUCUCCAAAACAAACUUAGCAGUUGUUUUAAACUGUUAAAAACACUGAAUAAAGCAGUUUUAAGUUACAAAUCAGUGUUUCUUUGACACUGUAUGGCAGAUCACAGUCUGGCUGCUAGCUAACUGCAACUGCUAAUGUGUGCUCACCUUUUUUCUGAUCCAGAUGUUCGGGAGUUUUUUAACAGGAGCUGAAUUAUCUGCAGAGGUCUCUUUCUUUCCAAAACAAACGUACUUGCUGAUUUAAACCGGUAAAAACACUGAAUAAAGCAGUUUCAUGUUACAAAUCAGUGUUUCUCACAUACUGUUUGGUUCACUGGAGACGGACUAGCCUAGCACCUCUGAUAUCUCUGAUAACGUAAGAUCCAGACGUUGAGAAAUUUUUUUUACCUAGAGCUGCAUUAUCUGCAGAGGUCUCUUCCUUUUGGGAACAAACGGACCUUGGGUCUCAUUUAUAAAACGUCGCGUAGGAGCAAUACUUAAAAUGUGCAUACGGACAAAAGCCAAAAAUGGCGUGCGCCAAAAAAUACUCAACAAUUUCUGCAGUCAGGCUUCCACCUCACCAACUGCAUCGCCAAUUUUACAUGUCCAAAAUAUUCGUAGGCAUGGGUCAAAGUUUCUCCCAUCAAGUCUUUAUUUAUAUAUAACAACUUUCAUGUUAAAAAAAAUCAGUGUUUUUCCAACACUGCUCAUUACAGAGAGGCUGCCAACUACAGUGGCCAACGCUAAAACGAUGAUGGCCCUAUCUAGAGCCAGUGUUAGAUGCCUCCGUUCUGGGCCUCUGUAGAAACAUGGCGGUGCAACAUGGUGGACUCCAUGAACCCGCUCCCUAUGUAGAUAUAAACAGCUCAUUCUAAGGUUACAAAAACACAAUGAUUCUUAUUUUCAGAUGAUUAUGAACUAAAGAAAACAUACUUAUUAUAUUAUAUUCCAUUUCUGCCGAUAUAUCCUCUUAAAUCCUAUACACUGGACCUUUAAUGUAAAUAUCAUGGGAAAAGUUUCUCUUCAAACUUGACCUUGUUGUCGUCUGUUCAGCUUCCAACCUUAUUCCACAUCCAAUAUUACUGCCACCACCAUUUAUGUUAUCAAUUACAUCUGUGAGGUGUACAGCGUUUAUUUCUGUAGAUGCACACCACAAACAUUCGUCAAUUAUAUCCCAGGAUUUAUUCAGCCUCAACUUCCUGUAGAUAUUUUCAUAACAGUGAUUGUUUUGAUCAGUCAUGAGCAAGCUGCUCAGCUCUUAUUUAUGCGAGCCCUAAAUGCAGUAUUGUCAUUUUUUAUUUUUUGGUUCUGUCUCAUUCUUGCCUUCAGGCACUGCAUGUUAAUACCUCAUACCAAA
Epinephelus fuscoguttatus (brown-marbled grouper) is the source of this 4781-nucleotide messenger RNA. RefSeq names its product transducin-like enhancer protein 4. Gene Ontology annotation, cellular component: transcription regulator complex; nucleus. Gene Ontology annotation, biological process: regulation of DNA-templated transcription; negative regulation of canonical Wnt signaling pathway. Lineage: Eukaryota; Metazoa; Chordata; Actinopteri; Perciformes; Serranidae. Bases 486 to 2804 code for a protein of 772 amino acids. The record is from RefSeq and is a predicted model, not a curated record. Gene Ontology annotation, molecular function: protein binding; transcription corepressor activity. The transcript is spliced from 20 exons.